Molecule: messenger RNA, 504 nt
Organism: Prorocentrum cordatum
Lineage: Eukaryota; Dinophyceae; Prorocentrales; Prorocentraceae
Source: the annotation of a GenBank genome assembly
CUGCGCCGGCUCGGACAGAACAUUUUGCCUUGGCACCACCGGCCCUCGAACCAGCAGCGCACAGGACGAAUGGGGCCCAAGAAGGAGAGGGCCGAGGUGGAGGCGGUGACCCUUGGCCCCACGGUCCGCGAGGGCGAGCAGGUCUUCGGCGUUGCGCACAUCUACGCUUCCUUCAAUGAUACGUUCGUUCACGUGACGGACCUGUCGGGCCGCGAGACCAUCAUUCGCGUCACUGGGGGCAUGAAAGUGAAGGCGGACCGCGACGAGUCUUCCCCGUACGCCGCCAUGCUCGCCGCGCAGGACGUGGCCGCUCGCUGCAAGGAGCGCUGGGGGCGGGCGGCUCGGCGGCGGCCUUCCGCGGGCGUCCUUUGGGCAGCGAGCAGCGGGGCCCUCGAACGGUGUGGCGUAUGGGGAUUUCUGCCUCGGGAUGCGUUCCAGCAGCUGCCCCUCGGCGAGAGCGUUUCCGGGGUGCGUGGUGCGGGGUGCGAGAGGACUGAGCUGUAG